AUGCGACUUCAACAUUGUUGUUACGCACAAUCUGUUGGUCAAAUUCCGCAUUACACAAAUAAACCAUCAUCAACAGAUUUUCAAUCUGAAGAUGUUGAAAAAUAUGUUGAAUCAGCCAUUCUUUAUCAAAAUGUAACUCAGCUUCUUCAGAAACGUGAAGAAUAUGCAGUAGUUGAAGAUGACUUUGGUCCAACACUGACUCAGAUGUUAAUUCGUGGAAAUAAGCCAUCGUUUACAAAUCUAGUAGCAGCAUGCAGAAAGUUUGAUGAUGAAGGUUUUAUCAACUUACAUCUGAUGACAACUGAACAGUCUUAUCGACACUUUCUGAAAAAAAAUAUUAGUGAAGAUGAUGCUAAAGCAUAUGCAUUUGCUAUCGCAUUUUAUACAGGUGCAUAUAGUGAAAUGCUCAAUCUAAAUGCAAAUAUAUUUGCUCGACGAUGGCAACGAAACAAAGCAACAAAUGCAGAAAAUGGUCUUUCACAUAUUAAUUUCUAUUGGGGUCGAGUUGUACGAUAUGUUAAGUUGAGUGACAAAGGUCUUAAGGAUUAUAAACCUGGUGAAAUUCUUACAUGGCUUCAAUUUAGUAGUUCUGAUAAAGGUGAUGAUAAAAAUGCUAAACAUCUAAAAUAUUUUAAAGAACGUAAUGCUAAAUUUAUUAUUCAUUCUUUAACUGGUCGAGCCAUACGAGAUUAUUCUAAUUGUUCUCAAGAUGAGGAUGAAGUUUUAUUUUUACCUCAUUCCACAUUUCUUGUAUGUCAUAAAGAAAUUAAAGAUAGAAAAAACAUUAUUUAUAUGAGACAAAUUGAACUUGGUCUAUGCAAAUAUGUUGUCUUAUGGGUUGAUGAUCAUAUAUUUCAUGAUUGGUGGGAAAAUAAAGAACACAUGGAAAAAGCAAGUACCCUUGGUACACAAGUCAAUGUUCAUUUCAUCCCAAAAUCUACAACAGAAAAUGCAGUAGCCUUUCUUCGAUCUCCAUUUGGACAACGAUUAAAAAGUAGUAAUACAUUUCGGAUUGUUACUGAUAUGAAUCGUGAUAAUGAAAAUUCACCAAAUGAUGCUGGUGUUCGUCUACUUUAUCAAGUACGACAGCUUGGAUUCUAUCAGAAAUGUCUUAUAUUUACUGGUAAUGCAUGGGAAGGUCAAAGAAAAUUAAAUAAAGCAUUUCAAGGAAAUCAAAUGAAUGACAUUCAAGUCACCGAAGAUCCAGCUGAUCUUGAAAAGUUCGUUCUUUUCAAAUGA
This is a messenger RNA of Rotaria sp. Silwood1, 1239 nucleotides long. The record is from the annotation of a GenBank genome assembly. Lineage: Eukaryota; Metazoa; Rotifera; Eurotatoria; Philodinida; Philodinidae.